GUUGAAGAUGCUGGAGAAAUUCCCGUCGAAGCUGGCCAAACACAACGCGAAGCGAAAGAAAGUUGAUCCCAAUGGCCACUGCUACCAGGCUGUCUUUGUUGAGGCCCUCACAUGUCGCCUGCAAACGAGUACAUGGAGAGCCAGCCAACAGGUGGCGACAAGUGGGUACCGACAUGAUGUAAAGGCAUACUGGUACAACUGCUGCCACCAGCUACUCCAGCAUAUAGUAUUCAUGCACUAUCUGAGCAACUUUGACCCUGUCUUCCAAGACGGGAAGGCUGAGUCCGAAUGCCUUUUCUGGCAAAUGGUGUUGGACUGUGAUAUGAUCGACUGCAUACCGAAGCAGAAUGGAGAAUGCAGAGAUGAAGCGCUGCAUCGAGUGCACCGGGACCUCGUUGGACUCCUGGCUCAAUUUCUGACGAAUCUGCGUAUGCGGAGCUUGAAAAGUAGCUGCGACGAGGAUUCAGAAUGGUGGUUCCAGCAAUUCGUCUUGCUUCGGUAUCAGUCGUAUUGUGCCCAAACCAUGCAGGAGUUGAUGGAAGUGGAGGAGAAGCUGCAAAGAGAACUUCCUAGCACUUUCGACCCAGCAGAGAAGCAACGUGUUACGUUCACGAAGCUGUUUGCUCGGAUCUAUUUUUUUGCUAUGGCUCCGGCAAGUCUGCCAUGCAAGUCUUGUUUAUCGCAUGCACCGAAUCAGGGAUGCGAGGAUUGUGCACGUUUGGGAGCGGCAGCCGAGGAGUUGAGACAGGUGCUGGCAGAUUCGUCCAAACGACUGGAGAAGGUGAAACAAGCCUCAAAAGCCUUACGUGAUUUUGCCUGGGAAGUGAACGAUCUUGAACGGCAGGCAGGCUGUUCAUGGUUUCAGCUGCACAUCCGUCUGUUGCAUCAAGCCUGCAAGCGCCACUUGCAGCGAGCCCUGCAGCCUGCUGAUGUAACUGCCCUUCAGCCUGCAAUGGAUGUCAUAGAAAAGGACAUGAAAUCUGCUGCAGAUCUUCUGGACGUGCCGGAGUUUGCAGGGCAGCCGAACCCACCCGUGGUAGUACUGCACCUUUGA
This is a messenger RNA of Symbiodinium sp. CCMP2592, 1054 nucleotides long. NCBI's taxonomy places the organism in Eukaryota, Dinophyceae, Suessiales, Symbiodiniaceae. The record is from the annotation of a GenBank genome assembly.